Molecule: messenger RNA, 3948 nt
Organism: Phragmites australis (common reed)
Lineage: Eukaryota; Viridiplantae; Streptophyta; Magnoliopsida; Poales; Poaceae
Exons: 15
Coding region: 138-3524 (1128 amino acids)
Molecular function (GO): phosphatidylinositol binding
Source: RefSeq, a predicted model, not a curated record
CUUUUCGGGUACCCCUAAAAAGCCACCGCCUGACCGAAACAAAAUCAGGCCGGCCGCUUCUCGCACCGUCGCCGCCGCCGCCUACCCCGCCAAACCUCGCCGUUGGCGUCGGGCACCGCGCGGCGAAGCUGCCGGCGAUGGCUGCCGCGCAGAGGGCGCAGACGCUGCGGGACCUCGCGGAGGAGGGGAAGAAGCGGGCCGUCCUGCUCCUCGUCUUCGCCUUCGGGCUCGCUUUCCUCAUGGCCCUGACAAGCUCUUCAGUAUGGAUUAACCUGCCAUUUGCCACAGCUCUGAUUGCCUUAUUUCGCUACAUAUCACUUGACUAUGACCUCCGUAGAAAGAGCACAACCACCACAGAUCAUGGUGUCAUUCGUCCACUUGUCAAAACAAAAAGUACUGAAUUAAAGAAAAUCCGUCCAACUGAAAAGGAUGGAAAAUCAGAUUGGAGAAGCAAGGUGAAUUCACCUCUAGUUGAAGCAGCAUUUGAACAGUUCACAAGGCACCUUGCCACUGAGUGGGUAACAGAUCUGUGGUACUCCCGUGUAACACCUGACAAGGAAGGUCCAGAGGAACUCAUCACCGUAGUUAAUACUAUCCUCGGAGAGAUUUCAGUUAGGGCAAGAAAUGUUAACCUUACCAGUCUGCUAACCAGGGAUCUGGUUGAUCUUAUAUGCAACAAUUUGGAGCUUUAUCAUUUUUGUCAAGCCAAGAUUGGAAAAGAGAAGUUUGUUAACCUUCCAUCAGAGCGUCGUGAUGCUGAACUGAAACUGACCCUUAUAGCUGAAAACAAGUUGCAUCCUGCCUUAUUUUCAGCCAGUGCCGAAUACAAGGUACUACAAAGCCUUGCUGAUGCUUUGAUCUCAACCACAGUGAAGCCUCAGGAUCUACAGUGCUCUUUCUUCCGAUGUACCACCAGAGAACUUCUUGCUUGUGCAGUUUUGAGACCUGUCGUGAACUUAGCAAAUCCAAGGUUUAUAAAUGAAAGGAUUGAAUCUUUGGCUCUUUCUCGUUACAAUAAUGCGGAGAAAGGAGUUGCAGAAUCCUUGGAGGAUGUUACAACUGUUAAGCAAAGGGAACCUCCUAUGCCCUCUGCAGAUGAAUUUUCUGCACUAAUAGAUGACUCAAGUCCAGGUGUUGAACUCGUUCGAUUUCGUCAGGGUCAAUCCAAAACUGCAUCAGAUAUACAACCCAGUAAAAGUAAAAAUCCAGCUAGUCUAAAACUAGAAUCCCCUGAUCCUUCUUUGAUUAAUAAUUCGCAUCCACUAGAGUCAACCAGUUUACCUUACACUUCCCUUGCUGCUUCAGGUAGUUCGUUACAUCCCAAAAAUAGUGAUAGAGCAGUUACAGAUAGUUUUGGGAGAGAGCGUGCACAGCCUUUGGGAAUCAGCUCCCAACACAAACAUCAAGCUUUAGCACCUGAGCACCUCGAGAAUAUGUGGACAAAGGGAAAGAAUUACAAAUCAGAAAAGGCAAAUCAAGCACCCAUUGGGUCUGCUUCUCUAAGCACCACUUCUUCGGUGCAGCAGUCAGUUCCCUGCAGCACUUCAAUUCGUCAUCAUCCUAGUAUUCCUCAAAGGCAAACAGUUUUAUCUCAUUCUGAGGACCAGCAUUUGAUAAGACACUCGACUACACCUACAUAUUCAAAUGGCACUAAUCACCUGCCAAAAAGCCUAUCUGCAGAAAUGGCAGAGCAUGCCGGCCCAGAAGACUUUGGAGUAGAGAGUGAGAGUUCAUACGCCACUGAGGAUGAUGAAGGCAACAAUGUGACUGGACUUGAUUCUCCUGUUACCAGAGUUUGGGAAAGCAAAAAUAAAGGAAAUGCCACCUCGUCGCAUAUACAUCACCCACUUGAAUCUUCUGGUUUCCACAAAGCAAAGAAGAAUAGAAGUCAUGUGGGAAAACUGAAAGUGUCAAGAACUUCUUCAGGAAGAAAAAAGUCAAGGUCAAAGGCUCAAAAGACUCCCAUCUGGCAAGAAGUGGAGAGAUCCUCUUUCUCGGUUGGGGAUGACUUAGACAUACUCAAUACAUCUGCAAAUGAUUCAAGGACAGAUGGACUAGUUGAGGAUACUGAGGUGGAAAGUAUGUGUAGGAUAUUUAGCAGUGCCAAUGCUUCAUCUUUGUCAUUGGCAUCAACUGACUCUUCUUAUUCAUCAAAUUAUUGUGGUGCCAAUGUGCUGGAAGACUCUUAUUUGAAGUUAAGAUGUGAGGUGGUAGGAGCUAGCAUUGUGAAAAGUGGGUCUGGCAUGUUUGCUGUGUAUUCUGUUUCCGUGACUGAUGCCAAUGGUAAUAGUUGGUCCAUCAAAAGGAGGUUUCGUCAUUUUGAAGAGCUACACCGGCAUCUGAAAGAAUAUGCUCAGUACAAUCUUCAUGUGCCUCCAAAGCAUUUCCUCUCAUCAGGUUUAGAGGUUCCUGUUGUUCGAGAGAGAUGCAAGCUGCUUGACAUAUAUCUGAAGAAGCUUCUUCAAAUCCCAAUUGUUUCAAGCUGUAUAGAAGUCUGGGAUUUUCUGAGUGUUGAUUCACAGACAUACAUUUUCAUGGACUCUCUCUCAGUUAUCCAAACAUUGUCAGUCAGUUUAGAUGAAAGAUCAAAUGAGAAGAAUAGAAAAACAUUGAACUCUGCUGAACGGUUGGAUGGAAAUUUGAUGUCUGGAGGUCAAUCUUCCCAUGGACAUAAAGAUGAUUCCGUGCAUAAGGAUUGGAACUUCGCUGCCAGUGAUGGUUUGAGAUUUAGGAAAGGGAAUGUGGAAAAGAAUUUAGGAACUAGUGCUAGCAACAUAGCUGCCAAUCUUUAUCAAGAUAAUUCUGGAAGUGACCCAGAGCAGAAUGAUUACUCAUUUUCAAUAAAUUCGGGAAAUCCUAAGAAACCGCUUUCAAGUGAAACCGAUGACACAUCUCAAAUUUUGGUGUCUGAUGGAUACUCGGUAGCUCCUAAUGAUUGGAUGCCCCCAAAUCUUAGUGUCCCCUUGUUUCAUCUUGUCGAUGUGGUUUUUCAGCUUCAAGAUGGAGGCUGGAUCAGGCGGCAAGCAUUUUGGGUUGCAAAACAAAUUCUGCAAUUGGGAAUGGGAGACACUUUUGAUGACUGGCUUGUUGAGAAAAUCCAGUUACUCAGGAGAGGGAGGAUAAUUGCUUUCGCAGUUAAGCGUGUUGAACAAAUUCUCUGGCCUGAUGGAAUUUUUAUGACAAAACAUCCAAAGAGAAAAGCAGCAGCAGUUCCUCCGAAUGCUCAGAGCAAUGGCAUGACCAACUAUCUGAGUGAUGAACAACGGAUAGAGGCUGCCCAUCGUGCAAAUUUUGUCCGUGAAUUAAUAAUAGAUAAAGCACCAUCUGCACUGGUGAGUCUGGUUGGUCGGAAGGAAUACGAAAGGUGUGCUCAGGAUAUUUACUUCUUUCUUCAGUCCCCGGUUUGUUUGAAGCAGCUAGCAUUUGAACUCCUGGAGCUGCUUGUUCUAGCUGCAUUUCCAGAGUUGGAUGGCACGGUGAGCAAGUGGCAUGAAGAUAAGCAGCAGUUGUGCAGUCUUGAAUGAUCCUCGAAUGCUGAAUCAUUCAGGGAGCAGUGUUCCAAACACGUCUCGUUUUCCCAGAGCGCUGACCAAUCUCUCUGUAAAUAAGGUGAUUAUGAAAAGUUCUGCUGUUUGACGUCUCAGUUUAAAGGAGGUGACUUUGAGCAGUGUGAAUACGAUUAGUAGAGCAACGGGUAGAGAAUGGUCCAUUUUAACCCUUGGACCGUAGUAGGCUGGUUUUGUUCCCAAGAGACGACUGGUGUCAUUCCCCUCUCAAGUGUUUGGUAUACGUAAUGCAGCCUGAAAGGAAAGAGAAUGGUGCAGUAUUUUUGCCGUAGCGUAGGAGCUGUACUCUUUUCUUAGCGUCCGUAUAUAUAUUUUUUUUGGGUGAAACCGAACUUUUGUAACUGGCUGAUGAUCAAUGAAGAUACAAAGAUGAUGAAAGAAA